AUGAGUACAAUCCACGGGCCCAUUGUAACCCUCCUCGCCGGCCGCGACCGCAAGCCCUUCAAAGUGCACCGCGAAAUCCUGAUCGCCAAAUCCCCAUACUUCUCCCGCCUGCUCCCUACCCCACAAUCCGAGAACCAAAAUCUUGCUCUCGACGCAGACCCGUCAAUUAUUGCCCUCUUCGUAAACUUUCUCUACUGGCAACACUACACGCUCCCCCACAACUGUAGCGAGAAAUCAGAGCAGCUCUCCACACAUGCUCGGCUAUACAUCCUGGGCCUGCGAUUUCGCAUAGCAAGGCUCAUGGAAGAGGCGCUACUCAAGAUCUACCUACUCGUAAAAGACGAGACACGUUGCGAUGAUCGGCGGCUAGAGCUGGUGAAAGAGGUCUACACAAGCAUAUCUGCCCCAGAAGACGAGCUAAAGCGGAUGCUGGCCGCCACCGUGGCGGCGAGGUGGGAAGACUAUAGGUGGGAUUUCAGGGAAGUAGAUAGUGAGGUGGGCAUGCUUAUGGAGGAAUUUCCCGGAUUCAUGAGGGAGGUUUUGGGGAGGCUGUGCGGGGGCUCUGCGGUAGGUCCGCCACAACAUUUAGUGCAGGUUAGGAGCAUGAAGCGGAAAAAGGAGGAUUGUGAUUAA
This is a messenger RNA of Morchella importuna, 633 nucleotides long. RefSeq lists its product as uncharacterized. Gene Ontology annotation, molecular function: protein binding. Bases 1 to 633 code for a protein of 210 amino acids. Lineage: Eukaryota; Fungi; Ascomycota; Pezizomycetes; Pezizales; Morchellaceae. The record is from RefSeq and is a predicted model, not a curated record. The transcript has 2 exons.